This is a messenger RNA of Gavia stellata (red-throated loon), 2771 nucleotides long. RefSeq names its product calcium/calmodulin dependent protein kinase II alpha (gene CAMK2A). Gene Ontology annotation, cellular component: neuron projection; cytoplasm. The coding region runs from base 1 to 1470 and encodes 489 amino acids. Lineage: Eukaryota; Metazoa; Chordata; Aves; Gaviiformes; Gaviidae. The record is from RefSeq and is a predicted model, not a curated record. Gene Ontology annotation, molecular function: calmodulin binding; calcium/calmodulin-dependent protein kinase activity; ATP binding. The transcript has 19 exons. Gene Ontology annotation, biological process: protein phosphorylation.
AUGGCCACCAUCACCUGCAAUCGCUUCACUGAGGAGUACCAGCUCUUCGAGGAACUGGGCAAGGGCGCUUUCUCCAUUGUUCGGAGAUGCGUGAAGGUGUUGGCAGGACAAGAGUAUGCGGCCAAGAUCAUCAACACCAAGAAGCUGUCUGCUCGAGAUCACCAGAAGCUGGAACGAGAAGCCCGGAUCUGCCGCCUCCUGAAGCACCCCAACAUUGUGAGGCUUCAUGACAGCAUCUCCGAAGAGGGCCACCACUACCUGAUAUUUGACCUGGUCACCGGUGGGGAGCUGUUUGAGGACAUUGUGGCCAGGGAGUACUACAGCGAAGCAGAUGCCAGCCACUGCAUCCAGCAGAUCCUGGAGGCUGUCCUGCACUGCCACCAGAUGGGGGUGGUCCACCGGGAUCUGAAGCCCGAGAACCUGCUGCUGGCAUCCAAGCUGAAGGGUGCUGCUGUCAAGCUGGCUGACUUUGGCCUUGCCAUUGAGGUGGAGGGGGACCAGCAAGCGUGGUUUGGUUUCGCUGGCACCCCGGGAUACCUCUCCCCCGAGGUGCUCCGGAAGGACCCCUACGGCAAAGCUGUGGACCUGUGGGCUUGCGGCGUCAUCCUCUACAUCCUGCUAGUUGGGUACCCGCCCUUUUGGGAUGAAGACCAGCACCGACUCUACCAGCAGAUCAAGGCCGGGGCUUAUGAUUUCCCCUCCCCUGAGUGGGACACGGUCACUCCUGAAGCGAAAGAUCUCAUCAACAAGAUGUUGACCAUAAACCCAUCCAAGCGCAUCACGGCAGCGGAGGCUCUGAAGCACCCCUGGAUAUCGCACCGUGCCACCGUGGCAUCAUGCAUGCACAGGCAGGAGACGGUGGACUGUCUGAAGAAGUUCAAUGCCCGGAGGAAGCUGAAGGGAGCCAUCCUCACCACCAUGCUGGCCACCAGGAACUUCUCCGGAGGCAAAAGCGGUGGCAACAAGAAGAAUGAUGGCGUGAAGAAAAGAAAGUCCAGUUCCAGCGUUCAGUUAAUGGAAUCGUCGGAGAGCACCAACACCACCAUCGAGGACGAAGACACCAAAGUACGAAAGCAAGAAAUCAUUAAAGUCACGGAGCAGCUGAUCGAAGCAAUAAGCAAUGGCGACUUUGAGUCCUACACGAAGAUGUGCGACCCUGGGAUGACUGCCUUUGAGCCGGAGGCUCUGGGCAACCUCGUGGAAGGCCUGGAUUUCCACCGAUUCUACUUCGAAAACCUGUGGUCCCGAAACAGCAAGCCUGUGCACACGACUAUCCUGAACCCCCACAUCCACCUGAUGGGAGACGAGUCCGCCUGCAUCGCCUACAUCCGCAUCACGCAGUACGUGGACGCGGGAGGGAUCCCCCGCACCGCCCAGUCCGAGGAGACCCGCAUCUGGCACCGCCGGGAUGGCAAAUGGCAAAUCGUCCACUUCCACAGAUCCGGCGCGCCCUCCGUCCUACCGCACUGAAGCGCGGUCCUGCCCGUGUGGGGUUUGUCACUGACUGACUACCAAGGGGAGACCUCCUCCAACAUCUUCACCUACGGGACUUUGGCUGUUGGCUCUGCUGCUUGGUUCCCGCUGGAAUAACCCCUUGCUUCUCACCGCACACACGCAAUGGCCCUGCCGGCGCCGCGCAAGCAUCCCAUCGAACCUCCCCACCCCGCCGGGGCCGUGGUGCUGGGCCCCCUUCCUCUGCAUGAACCAAGAAAAGAGAAACCAUGAACCUAAACCCGAGCAUCUGGCCAGAGAGAUGAUGCGUGCUGGGGUAAAGGCCUCCCUCCUCGGCUGCAUGGAGUUGCUGGGACCCCCCACCACCCGGCAUGUCUCCUGAAUUGGGCUCGGACUUGUCAUCUGCCUCCAUCCCCACCUCUGCUGGGAGCCCCCCAAGGAAGAGGAGAGCAGGGGGGCAGUUUUGAGUAGCUCUGUGCAACACCCUCCCUGCGCGCCAGUGGAUUUUGCUUUGCUGCUAUCGCGGUCCCCAUCUGCCACCGUGGCUCCCACCCACUCCCGACCCAAGCUCCCGCUUCCUGGCAGCCUCGGCCAGGGAACUGCAGUUUAAACCCUUUGCAAAGUCCAGCUUCCAUGUGCCCUUGGGCGAGGAGGGCAGUGUUUGGACGGGUGAGUAAAGGCUAUCCAUUUAUUUUCCCUCCCCAGGAGUGUAGGCUGGCUCCUUCCCAAGAGGGCAAGUAGGUUUGCACCCUGGCUCUGGGCGACUGCCGUGCCGAGAGGGAUGCUCUCCCUCCUUCCUCCCUUCUCCCCUUGGAGCAGGGACCGGCGAAGCUGGGAGAAGGGAGGAGGAGAAAGGCGACUGCUUCCCGGCACUGCGUUGGCACAGCCGGGAGCCGGGGCUCUCCCAGCCAUGCCAUGGUCCCGCACCCUCCUCCCCACUCACCACCCAGCCUGGAUCCUUUACUCCAGCACCCAGCUCUGCCAAGCACCCACCCCUGCCCCUCGCAUGCAGCACCCAAAGCUCCCCCUGCGCCCGGCUCCCCGGCUGGGACAGGGGUGGCCGAGCUGGCCAGCGAUUCGGGGCACAAACCUCCAUCGCCCACACGACUCCUUCCAGCGACGACGAGGAAUGCAAGCUUUAUAAAGUAACAAAACUCUGCAGAAUCUGAUCGUGCUUCGAAGAAAACAAACAAGCCUUUAGCUGUCUUCUACUUUGAGCGCAUGCCUUUUUAUAGGGAAAAGAAAACAACCUACCGUGUAUUUCGUAAUUUGAUUUUGAGUAUUUGCUGAAAUGGAUCUUUAUGUAAUAACUAGAAACA